AUGGACACUCCAAAGACGCCGAUUGAGGGCAGCGCCUUUCUGCCAGUUGGCGAACCAGAUGGCGAUGAGGAGCACAACAUGAGCGCUGUAGAAAGCGAGCUCGACGAUGAGGCGGAGAACGACGACGAUGAGACCGAUGACGAUGAUGAGAGUCAUGCGUCGUCGGAGGAAGACCCGGAAGUCGCAAAACCCAUUCAGACGAAGAUCUUCGAAGCGAUCGAGAAGAUCAAAACGAAGACCUACAAGCUCGGCAAUCGCGACCAGCGCAAGCAGUUCUUCGACACCUACGGCGAAGCCAUGAAGAACCGAACUGAGGACGACGAUCUUACAUUUCUGCACGUUCUUCUCAAUACGCGCGACAUACCGGUCAAGACGCUCGAGUCGCCCGUCAAGCACAUUGUGCAGAAGUACCCUCGACUGCUCCUCGAGGCUGACCGCGAGAAGAAGACGCCGCUGUAUAUCGCCAUCGAGUCCUCCAAGAUGAGCCGCCUCGCCGAGAUCAUGAUCGACGGCUGCAAGUACUUCGACAGGGCCCUUGCUAAGCCAUGUCGUGAGAAGGGCGAGAACUGCCUGCACCUUGCCAUGCGAUCGCGACAUCUGCCGGGUGCCGUCAAGCAGAAAUUUAUCAGGCUUGCGCCCAAAGAGGCCAUUUACGCUCAGGACAGCAAGGGCUACACCCCGCUCCAUUACGCUGUCGAAUUCAAGCGUGCGAAUGAGGAGCAGCUCGAGGUUGUCAAGCAACUCAUCGCCAAGGACGACACGGCAUUUCUCAAGGUCACCAAGGCUCCCGAUCCCCGGUCGGUGUACCAGUAUGCAGAGCACACUCGCCUUACCUACGACGUCCCGAAGGCAUCAACAAGGACCCCCGCAAGCUCCAGAUCAAAGGAUAAGAAUGCCGACUCGAGGACGCCAGGAGAGCAAGACGCAUCCAGGGAUCAGCCUGAGCCACAAGCACCGGCAGCGCCCAAGCGUGAACUAGAUCCCAAGUCCAAGCGAGAGGCCGAGAGAAAAGCGCGCGAGGAGAUAGAGGCGCGACAGAAGAAGGAAGCCAGUUCGCGCCAUGGUCAGGGCAGAAACGAGAACCCCGAUGUUAAGUCUCGUGAGCCUGUGGGCCCGCCGCCCGUUGAUGGAUCGCGGAAAGGGGACGCCGUCGAUCCGCUGAUCCGGUCGCUCACCCGCAAAGCUACUGUCACAUUUGAUGAGACGGCAAAGGAAAAGUCUUCACGCAAGUCUCGCAAGACGGUCGAAGAUCCAAAAGAAGCUGAGGAAACGAAGAAGAAGCUGGAGGAGUGGUCAGCGAAGAUCCGUUUGGAGCUCAAGCUGCAUUGCAUGAGGACCAGAGCUCCGGACGAGACGACACGGUUCUUGUACGGGAAGAAUAAGGCUGGCACACAAAUCUGUUUCGAGUACUUCGGCGCUCCAGCUGCCAUCAAGUCUCGCGAUUUCAAAGCUAGUUUCGAGCACCUCCGUUUUGAUGAGGUCCUGCAAUAUGUUGCCUUUCCUCGUCUUGAAGUCGAGCCCAAGCCGGCUCUACACCCGAGAACUAACGCCGCAGACGAGGACUAUCCCCUCGAGAACCUAGGACGCGGCCGGACCGACAUGAUCUACUUCUUCGACUGGCUUCGCAAGAAAAAUGUUAAGCGCAUUAUCAGAGUCAUCGUACAGGAGGUCGACGGUCAGCCUUCGCACAGUGACGAGGCUAUCGAGCGGGCCUUGGCUGGCUUUCAGGUCGAGGCACUGGACUGGCAGAAGCCAGAUCUCGACCCAGAUACGAUAUGUGCCGUCAGCGAAGAACUAAGGGAACUGACGCUCCACUGGCGAGGAAACAAUGCCGUGCUAAAGGGCUGGAGUGAUAACGACGGCCUUCGCCGGCUGCGGCAUCUGGAGAAGGUCCAUAUGCACAUUCAUCGGGACCUUGAGACCGUUGAUCGAUCCCUGCUGUACUUUCAAAGGUUCUGCAAGAGACUCAAUGAGGAUUGUGUUCCAGCCGCUCGAGAGGCACCGCUACCAACAGACGAGGCUAGACUGUCCAUCUCGAUUCCCAACGGCAACGGCAUUGGUGAUGAUGCAUCUGAAGUAAGCAGAGAUGAUCAGGGUGAAAAGAUCGAGACAUUGGCCUUCGCGCGUCGCAAACCCGUGCAGGUUAUCUCACACAACAACGACAUUAGAGCAGACACAUCCCUUGGUGCUACACCCUCUGCCUCGCAAGCAGAGGCCAAGGCGCAGGCAACUUCUCAUCGCUGGCUUGACACGACUGACAACUUUGCUGACAUGAUUCAAAAUGUGUGGAUGACUGCCAUGCGCAAGGGUCGCGGGGGGCCAACUCGUGACCAACCUCUGCUGAAGCAUGUCGUUGUUGCUCUCAUCGACGAUGGAGUUGACAUGCAUGAUCAAUCUCUCCAGGGCAAGAUCCUCGAUGGUCAAACAUUCGACCACGGAGACGACUUCCGCGUUCGUCCAUACUGGGUGUCGGAAAAGGGCCACGGUACAGUCAUGGCAAACAUGAUCUGCCGAGUCUGCCCCAUGGUCAAGAUUGUGGCCAUCCGCUUGGAUACAAGAGCUUCGUCCACUCCAGGCAAGACGAGCAUUGUUGUUCGAAGUGCGGCAGAGGCCAUCGAAGCGGCCGUCGAGAAGGACGCGCACAUCAUCUCCAUGUCCUGGACUGUCGCUCCACCCACCGACACCGAGGAUAAGGAGAAGUUUGACGAGGCGAUCCGUAUUGCUGCCAAGCAGAAGAUCCUCAUGUUUUGUUCCUCCAGCGACGGCGGCCACUAUUCCGACACUGACUACCCGAGCGCCAGUGCCCGCGACAGCCUAUUCCGCAUUGGCGCCGCCCAAGACGACGGUCUUCCGUACUCGUGGGCUGGGCCCGUCGACAAACUCGACUACAUUUUCCCCGGCGUGGAGGUGGUGCAGCGCAGCUCGCGGCCAGCACCAGGCACGCUCGCCAAAUGGAAGCCCGAAACAGGGUCCAGCAUCGCGACCGCUCUAGCGGCUGGGCUGGCGGCGUUGGUGGUGUACUGCGUCAAGAUAGGGGCGCUGCAUACGCAGAGCAAUCCAGGGGCCAAGACAACCGGCGUCACGGCAGCUGAUGUUGACCUGAUCAAGAUGCACAAGAACAUGAAGCAGGCUUUCGACGGUAUCGGUGCAAGCCGGGAGACGCAGCACAAGUUCAUCGAGGUCUGGCGGUUGUUUGAGUCGGCGGUUGGCGAGCUGAGAUCAGGAGACCAUGACAGCCGCAUGGCGGUGAUUGCCAACUUGGCAAGGAACCUGGUGCGAAGGUCAUGA
This is a messenger RNA of Verticillium nonalfalfae, 3288 nucleotides long. RefSeq lists its product as uncharacterized. Gene Ontology annotation, biological process: proteolysis. Gene Ontology annotation, molecular function: serine-type endopeptidase activity; protein binding. Lineage: Eukaryota; Fungi; Ascomycota; Sordariomycetes; Glomerellales; Plectosphaerellaceae. The transcript is spliced from 4 exons. The record is from RefSeq and is a predicted model, not a curated record. The coding region runs from base 1 to 3288 and encodes 1095 amino acids.